This is a messenger RNA of Penicillium canescens, 2133 nucleotides long. Its product is annotated as Zn(II)2Cys6 transcription factor. The transcript has 7 exons. Gene Ontology annotation, molecular function: DNA-binding transcription factor activity, RNA polymerase II-specific; DNA binding; zinc ion binding. Bases 1 to 2133 code for a protein of 710 amino acids. NCBI's taxonomy places the organism in Eukaryota, Fungi, Ascomycota, Eurotiomycetes, Eurotiales, Aspergillaceae. The record is from RefSeq and is a predicted model, not a curated record. Gene Ontology annotation, biological process: regulation of DNA-templated transcription; DNA-templated transcription.
AUGGACGACUCGACUUCGACGCCCGCGCAAAAGCGCCCUCGUGUCGCCGAGGAAAACCGCAAACGAGCAGUACGAGCGUGCGAUGGAUGCCGCCGGGUGAAAGAGAAAUGCGAAGGUGGUGUGCCAUGCCGCCGAUGCGUACGAUACAGCCGCCAGUGCAAUUUCACACAUAUCGAUCCCAAUGAGAAGAGUCGGUCAACUUCCGCCUCGCUCUUGGAUCGGGCGGCCGCGCUAAGUCGCAAUGAGAUCGCCGAAGCAGAAAGGGUACAUAUUAUGGAGCGCUUGCUCUCACAUUAUAUGCCCAACAUCAGGUUUGAUAUCCAGUCUUUGCGCCAGGCUGCGGAAGACUUGAAGAGCAAACAUCGUGAUGCCGGAUCGGAUGCGGUUUCUACGAGGGCUGAUCCUAAUGAAUUGGAGGAUCUCGCCAUUGAUGAAGAGGACUUUACUAUCAAGGCCAUGCCUGAUAAUACAACCCAUACGGAAAAAAUUGAUGAAUGGAUGAAGACAGCGGCACCAGAAGCGACUUCCGAAGUCGAGCCAUUUGAGGAACGAUGGCGAAGCACACAGCUUCAAUCUGGGUCGCCUUUGAUAUCGUCGUCGAUUACCUGUCUUCCGCCGCGAUAUGUGGCCGACUUCCUUGUUCAGAUCUUCUUCAAGUAUGCGCAGACCAACAAUUUCUACGUUGAGGAAGACUGGUUACUUGAGAAGUUGGCUAUUUGCUACAACGAUCCUGAAAGCUUGUCGUCUGAUGAUGCGGGUGCAGUAUGCUCUAUUCUAAUGGUACUCGCGGUCGGCACACAAUUCGCCCAUAUGGAGUCAUCCACGCCUGUGAAUUGUUUGCCCUCGGGGUCUACUGCAAACCAGGACCAUCACUUCUCUGAAGAUGAAGUUGGCCUGACAUUUUACCAAUUCGCCUCGAAGCUCCUCCCAGAUCUCAUUGCUACUGCAUCCGUCCGCAGUGUACAGGCUUGUUUACUCAUUGGAACAUACCUCCUUCCAUUGGACACAUCUGGGCUAUGCUACACAUAUUUCGGCUUGGCGCUGAAGCUAGCAGUUCAAAAUGGAAUGCAUAGAAGAUAUCAUGGCGAGGGCCUAUCAGCCCGGAUGAUUGAAGUUCGGAACCGGGUCUUCUGGACAGCUUAUACCAUUGAAAAGCGCAUAAGCAUUCUACACGGCAGACCAUCUUCCUUGUCAGAUCCCGACGUUGAUGGCCCACUCCCGGUUGAUUUCCCUGGUCUCAUGCCUGCACACCAGGUCUCAAACCAUACGAACAUGGUAGCACUGAUCACGUUGACCUUAAAACUUGGGCAGGUCUCGAAUGAAAUUACUUCCUUGCGAAAGUACCGCAGAGGCCAACAACAGGAUUGUCUCGAACGACUGCUCAAUCUCCGGAAAAAUCUUGUUGAUUGGUGGGCAACUCUCCCAGAGGAAAUCAGCUGCCGCGAUUUGAAUCCCACAGGACCGCUGUUUAGGUCAAAUGUACACCUCAAGCUUGAUUACUGUCUUACUCGCGUUUUCAUCGGGCGGCCGUUCCUUUUCAGCAACAUCAAGGGUAUUUACCAAACACCUUCCCAAGCACCACCAUUCAAGGGGUCUUCUGGUCUGUCCAAGAACCGUGCAACUCUUGUGACGGAUUGCGUGGAAGCGGCUUUGGAGAUCAUUGACCUGUGCCGCUUACUCCGUGAUGAGAAGGGUCUCGCACGAGCCUCAUUUACAGAGUUCAGUUCGUGCCGUGCAGCAUUGCUGGUCAUCCUGGCACAAGGCCUAACCAAACGCACAGAGCGACUUGGAGCUGCUCUUGAGCAGGGCAUAUCCCUCAUCAAGAUUAUGUCCAUGGGCGUCGGCUCAGCGCGCUCAGCAGUCAGCGUGAUCGAAGCACUCGAGCGAGCCAUCCGCCGACUUGAAGCAUGGAGCGAGACGCACCCCGACAUCAACAACGGGGGUGGUGUAGAAUCAGCCUACGACCGAUUCAAAAACUGGGAAAUGCUCUGGAAGGCCGGCCCCAUCUCACCAUCUACCUUCGCCUGGCAACAACAGGAGGCUUAUGGCUCCAGCGACCAGAACGUCCCACAGGGCAUACCCCCCAUGCAACACCGACGAUUCCGGCACCCAUCAAUUCCAAUGUAUCCAUGA